Suillus subalutaceus is the source of this 1971-nucleotide messenger RNA. RefSeq names its product P-loop containing nucleoside triphosphate hydrolase protein. The record is from RefSeq and is a predicted model, not a curated record. The coding region runs from base 1 to 1971 and encodes 656 amino acids. The transcript has 19 exons. Lineage: Eukaryota; Fungi; Basidiomycota; Agaricomycetes; Boletales; Suillaceae. Gene Ontology annotation, molecular function: ATP hydrolysis activity; ATP binding.
AUGGACCGAACAGGAGAUAAGUCCAACGCCUAUUUCGACAUCCCCUGCAACUCCAAAGCCUUCUCUACGCUGCUCCUCAACGUCUCGACAUUCGCCCCCCAUCACCCUCAAGCGACCCGCGACCCUCUUGAACACCCUCGCGAAUUCCCCAAGGGGGACACUGUGCAGCCUGCGUGGACGAGGCGUUUGGCUAUUGCGGAGCCCAUUGCUCCUGCUGAGACGACGGCGAUGGUUGACAUUGGUAUUUAUCCCGACAUCCGAUAUCGAAAUGAACAAUCACACCCUGACCUUGUUGUGAGCAACGUCAGCAGAGUAUUGAUCGAUUUCCUUCGAUUUUUUGCGAGAAUAUAUGACCUUCGGGUUGGUCUUGCGGCCGUCCGUGCUGCUCUUGCUUCAAAUUUGGCUGGUGAUGAUCUCAAGCUAAAAGCGAAGGAUAUGGGCUGCACAGAUGCAUUGGGCUUGCAUAAAACCGAAGAAGACGCCCGGCGGUACUUCGAGGACGUGGCGGAGCAUCUUGGUGUCCUAUCAGGUAUGAUAGAGAAGGAAUUCGAACCGACUGCUCAAGAACUCGAGCUUCAACUCUCUUAUGGACAUAUUGCUUUCGACUUGCUCAAAUGCUACUUUGAGUGUGGUGUCAAGUACUAUAUUCUGCAGAAGGAUGACUUGGCCGGAUUCACGCUCAGUGACACAUACCAAGACUCAACAUUUUUUGGCCUAGAUGGCGAGACAACGAGGUGGGACGGACACAAAUACAUCAACGAGAAAAAUACUUUCUCAAUUCCAAAAUACGAUGGAACGGUAGAACUGUCAAAGCUGUCUUGCAAAAUCAUGACAGACGACAUACGCGCCAAGCUAAUUGCCCGAGGGAAUCUGUAUAGAUCAUUUUCUGGUGGUUUCCAUCACAAGUCUUGUAUGUUUCACCCAUUCUACGUUGCCAUCGGACUGAUAACUAGUCGAAUCGUCAUCGAUGAGCGUGCAUUCAAUGAGAGCCAGGGCUAUACAUGUAACCCGUAUGAGAUCAUUACUUUCGCUUCUAGAACAUGUGUUAACAUCGUCCCAGAGACGAGAAGAUCCCUGACGUUCCUGAGGGGGGAACAUGAUCAACUUCCGGCUUUUGUGAAUGGUUUCGAACUCAAGAGCAAACAAUGGAAAUCAUUCCACGUUGAAAACAUUGAUGACAUCAGGUUUGACGAGAAAACCUGGGACCACUUGGUUGUAGACGAUGACGUUAAAAGCCUGAUCAGGGGACUUGUCGAUGUUACUAAGAAUGUCAACACAUCGCAGCAUCUUAUAUCGGACGUCAUCACAGGUAAAGGUGGAGGUUUGAUUGCGUUACUUAAUGGGCCUCCUGGAACUGGAAAGACGCUUACAGCUGAAGCCGUCGCUAAACACCUCCAGAGGCCUUUGUACAUCGUCAGCUCUCCGGAAUUGUCAACAGAGCCUUCAAAGCUGGAAUCUAAGGUGUCGGAGAUAUUGAAGUUGGCUACCGCAUGGGACGCCGUAGUUCUUAUCGACGAAGCUGGCCUGGAAUGCAACGCACUGGUUUCUGUUGCAUUAAAGGUCUUUCAGUACCACCGCGGUGUGCUCUUCUUGACAACAAAUCGCAUUCAAACGUUUGAUGACGCCUUUCUUUCGAGGUUCUCCAUCGCGAUCAAAUAUCCUGAGUUAGAUGCCUCGGCCCGGCUUACGAUCUGGCAAAAGUUCUUCGAGCUUGCUGGGUGUCCUUUGUGGGGCUCAGAGUCUGAAGAGUUCGUCGACGUCGACGGCAAAGAGCCACGCUGCUAUGUUUCCCUCUCAGAUUUGGAGGUAUUGGCGCAAAAACCGUUCAAUGGACGCACCAUCAAGAACCUUGUCCGGACCGCCCAGGCGUUAGCACUCUCUGCGAAGGAACCGCUUUCCCUCGACCAUAUCAAGGUGGUUGUCCGCGCGCAAGAGAAAUUUUUGACGGAGUUUGCGCAAAUCCGCUCUUAG